This is a messenger RNA of Amoebophrya sp. A25, 3790 nucleotides long. The record is from the annotation of a GenBank genome assembly. NCBI's taxonomy places the organism in Eukaryota, Dinophyceae, Syndiniales, Amoebophryaceae.
GUCUCAUGGAAUGGCUCAUCUAGUUCUUCCCUCCAUUUUUCUGUUGAUUUCUACUUUUUUCGUUUUAAUAACUUUCGAUUCGGUAGCCUGACUAACACUUUGCUAGUUCUUUCACAACAAAAAAUGUCCUCCUCAGUCAGAGAGGAAAAUAACACAACCAACAUGUUGUUGGUACCGACAACAUCGAACAACAAGAUGAAGGAUCCCUUCUCUGAACAAGACCUCAACAAGAACUCUCGAUACAACUUCAUCGACCCUCCGCCUCAACCAACUGAUGACGCUGAACAAGACUCUUCCUCCGAUGAAGAACCUGCUACGGGUUUCAUUCCAGGAGUCGGAGACGCAUCAAGAAAUAGACGGGAUCAGUCCGGUUUUUGUGCUCAACGUACGCAUUGUUUUUCUGAACGAUGGAGUGUUGUGGAAGUAGAUGGAAAAGUGGAUGUCGAUGCCUUGUGGCCGCAGGAGUUUGACCCAAGACCUUUUUUGAGUGGAGAUGUCGGUACAACAACGGGGGGCACUAGAACUCUUUUAGGUGGAGGAGGUGGGAAUAGUUAUAAGGUAAGGUAUAGGUAGUAUAAUACCACUAUUACAACAGCUACAGGUAGUACUUCUUCAUCAACCACAGCAGUCUAUUCUUAGUUAUCCUCAUCAUAGCCUAUCGCCAUCAUUAUAUCGAUAUAUAUUGGCGUUAAGUCAACUAAGAACUGCACAAAAACGGUCUUUAUUGUCGCCUCCUCGUCCUGGAAGUGCUCCGCUUAGCGACUUUUGUAACUUGUUUUCUCUUGGUUUUUCUGUCGUUUGGUUUCGUUUCAUGUGAGUCCCCGCGCCCCUCCAGAGUCCACCGCACCAGCCUGCAAAUGUAUGCUGGGGGAUUCUGGAGGGGCGCGGGGAUUUGGAGGGCGCCCGAGGUUCUUGGCUCGCAAUUGGGUGAGGGUUUUCCAGAAGGGAGCGCAGUAGGCGGCGAGUGUUCUGUGGAUUCGUAUCGUGCCCGAGAAGUUUGAAUUUUGUCCGGAUUUUUGCAGUCCUUAGUUGAAUUUUCUCCAUUCUAACCCCACUUGUCUGUGGUCGAAUUUUUCGCCAUAAUCGGAGAGGUUUGAGACACUCCGCCCGAGGUUCUUCGUUCUUGGGUCUUUUCAUGUUGUUAAGUGUUGGACUUUCGACCACCCGGCGCCCCGAGGCUCUCGCGCCGGGUGGGAUUAGUUUUUACAAAGAAGAGAGACGCGCCGCCGCCCUUAAAUGGUCAGACCACUCACGCGCGCCGCCGUGUGUGCGCAGAUUGUCGGGGGCGUUUGCUGGCGUUGUCUGCACUCUUUUGAAGUAUUUCAGCGGACAACUUUGCGGAGGUUUCGCCGGAAUUGAAUAAACCUCUCUAUUGUUUGCCGGGUUCCCGCUCGCUAGGCCAUUUUUGAUGAAAAAACUGAAAAGAUGUCUUCAGAUUUUUUUCCAAAAAUGGCCUUGCGAGCGGGAACCCGGCAAACAUUAGAGAGGUUUAUUCAAUUUCGUGGCGUUUUUCAAGAAGGGCUGGACCGGUUGCCGCCUGAAUUCUCAAGGGCUUGCGCCUCCUCUUUUUGUUAAGUUUCGAUGGUGUGGCGUGCUCGCUGUGCCUCUGGUGCUUCCGCAGGUGGCUGAUUAGAAUGGCGUUAAGUCAACUAAGAACUGCACAAAAACGGUCUUUAUUGUCGCCUCCUCGUCCUGGAAGUGCUCCGCUUAGCGACUUUUGUAACUUGUUUUCUCUUGGUUUUUCUGUCGUUUGGUUUCGUUUCAUGUGAGUCCCCGCGCCCCUCCAGAGUCCACCGCACCAGCCUGCAAAUGUAUGCUGGGGGAUUCUGGAGGGGCGCGGGGAUUUGGAGGGCGCCCGAGGUUCUUGGCUCGCAAUUGGGUGAGGGUUUUCCAGAAGGGAGCGCAGUAGGCGGCGAGUGUUCUGUGGAUUCGUAUCGUGCCCGAGAAGUUUGAAUUUUGUCCGGAUUUUUGCAGUCCUUAGUUGAAUUUUCUCCAUUAUAUCCUCAUUUACAGCACCAUCAUAUCGAUAUAUAUUAUCCUCAGUUACAGCAUCAUAUCGAUAUAUAUUAUCGUGAAUACGAGAAGCUCCUCCUUCUUCAUCAAGGACAGCAGGAGGAGCAGGAGGAGCGUCGACGAAGGGUGGAUCUUCGCGUUUGAUGGACAGGUUUUUGAAGAAACGCAACGAAAGAGAGCGUCCAACAGCAUCAAACCUCUACGCUGGAUUUUUGCCACAAGAUCAUCUUCGAGUAGCUGGCUUUAAUGAUGGCGAGGAAGACGAAGAUGAGGACUACGACGAGGAGGCUGAGCGAGCUGCCAAAGAAGCGGCUGAGAAAGCACAGCAGCUUGGUCUGGUGGUCAAAGAUGCUACUGCAAAGAAGAAGAAAGAGCCAAGACAUAUGAAUGUUUUAGCGUUUACUGGGAUGUUUCAGAAGAAGCGAAAAGCGGACUCUGAAGAGUUGCAAGAGAAAAAGCGGAGAUUGGUUUUGGAGUCGUCGAAAAAGCUAUAUCCAACGUUGGAAUGUGCGAAAAGCCUGGCGACUGAGUUCCAUUUCAGCGGUGACGCGGAGAAAGAUUUGCAAAAACGAUUCCGAGAGGCAAAUGGAUUCAAAAAAGAAGAAAAGCCAGUACCGAAGAUGUUUUUCAGUGCUGGCGCAUCAUCUAGUUCUGCUGGGAAUAAGAAAGCUGCUCCUGCUGUUGGUACUAGUGGUCAACAAGGAAGUAGCGCUGGUUCAUCGAGUUGUACAGCGAAAGCAGUAAGCAGCACGACUGGUAGUGGUGCAGCAUCUAAAUCUGCGUCUUCCUCCUCACCUCAACGGAUUCGUAAUCUCGCUGCAAGUUCCCUUUUCGGCCCAGCGUCUCUCCGCAAUAACGCUCGCAGAAAGAUGAUGAAGUUUUACGCCCAAAACGCUCUGAGAACGAUGGAGCGUGAGCAAGAAGAAGCAGCAGCUAAAGUUGCAAAAUUGCAAAACAAUAGGCCUAAACGAUCACCUAUUAUACCUGCGGUUGGCACAGAGCAAUUGCUCCACUUGGGGCAGCACCAGGACCACAAUAGUUUUGGUCCUAAGUCGUGUACUGGGAGCUCAACAGUGCCUGAUGAAAGUAGGCGCAGAACCGCAUGGUUGCGCGAAAAGAGGCAAUUGGAUCUCUUAGAUUACGGGUUUCCGAAUUGCAUUCUUCACCACCAUCCCUCACUCUUUUGCAAGUAGAAAAGAGGGCAGGUGGGAUGUUCUGAAGAAUGUAAUUCCGUAGCCUCUAAUUAGAUGCGGAAAUGUACCGAUCGACAGGCGACGACCGACGUGCGCCAAUGCUGCUCUGUGCCUUCUGUUGGCGGGAUGCCAGGUGUCGGAGUAAGGUCGUCGACGAAACAGUUCUCACUUGUUCUAAGAACUGUGCCAUAGCAUUGCAACUACAGUGGGACCCACUGGGGGUUCAAAAUGAUCGCUAUGGAGGGAGGGAAGCGAAUCAGGCAUUGUUUAAGAAAUAUGUUGAGGGAAACGAUCUUUAAAAGCUUGAUGGAUCGAACUACAGCACUUGUAGCCCAAGACCAAGAGGGCCAAAAUGCUGACCAAGUGCCAGCGCCACUGCGUCCUGCCUUCGUAACUUCUUGCUAAAGUCUCUCGGGCAUUGCGGUCGCUGUGACGCGUGUCACGCGAGCCAGAAUGCCUGGGGGUCGCUCAAGAAAUCAGGACUGUGGAUAGGCUAUCUUUAUUUGACAGGUAUAAGGGGACUUCUAGCCCUAUUGAUGGAAAAGAUCUUUAAAAGCUUGUGAUUAUGAUUCCUUCACUUUUCA